AGCGAGAGGAUGCUGGCGGGGGGCGUGAGGAGCAUGCCCAGCCCCCUCCUGGCCUGCUGGCAGCCCAUCCUCCUGCUGGUGCUGGGCUCGGUGCUGUCAGGCUCAGCCACAGGCUGCCCGCCCCGCUGCGAGUGCUCCGCCCAGGACCGCGCAGUGCUCUGCCACCGCAAGCGCUUUGUGGCGGUGCCUGAGGGCAUCCCCACUGAGACCCGCCUGCUGGACCUGGGCAAGAACCGCAUCAAAACGCUCAACCAGGACGAGUUUGCCAGCUUCCCGCACCUGGAGGAGCUGGAGCUCAAUGAGAACAUCGUGAGCGCCGUGGAGCCUGGCGCCUUCAACAACCUCUUCAACCUCCGGACGCUGGGGCUCCGCAGCAACCGCCUGAAGCUCAUCCCCCUGGGCGUCUUCACCGGCCUCAGUAACCUGACCAAGCUGGACAUCAGCGAGAACAAGAUCGUCAUCCUGCUGGACUACAUGUUCCAGGACCUGUACAACCUCAAGUCACUGGAAGUCGGCGACAACGACCUCGUCUAUAUCUCCCACCGAGCCUUCAGCGGCCUCAACAGCCUGGAGCAGCUGACGCUGGAGAAAUGCAACCUGACCUCCAUCCCCACUGAGGCGCUGUCCCACCUGCACGGUCUCAUCGUCCUGCGGCUCCGGCACCUCAACAUCAAUGCCAUCCGGGACUAUUCCUUCAAGAGGUUGUACCGGCUCAAGGUCUUGGAGAUCUCUCACUGGCCCUACUUGGACACCAUGACUGCCAACUGUCUCUACGGCCUCAACCUGACGUCCCUGUCUAUCACGCACUGCAACCUGACCGCUGUGCCCUAUCUGGCAGUGCGCCACCUGGUCUAUCUCCGCUUCCUCAACCUCUCCUACAACCCCAUCAGCACCAUUGAGGGCUCCAUGUUGCACGAGCUGCUAAGGCUGCAGGAGAUCCAGCUGGUGGGUGGGCAGCUGGCCGUGGUGGAGCCCUACGCCUUCCGCGGCCUCAACUACCUGCGCGUGCUCAAUGUCUCCGGCAACCAGCUGACCACACUGGAGGAGUCGGCCUUCCACUCGGUGGGCAACCUGGAGACGCUCAUCCUGGACUCCAACCCGCUGGCCUGCGACUGCCGGCUCCUGUGGGUGUUCCGGCGCCGCUGGCGGCUCAACUUCAACCGGCAGCAGCCCACGUGUGCCACGCCCGAGUUCGUCCAGGGCAAGGAGUUCAAGGACUUCCCUGAUGUGCUCCUGCCCAACUACUUCACCUGCCGCCGUGCCCGCAUCCGGGACCGCAAGGCCCAGCAGGUGUUUGUGGAUGAGGGCCACACAGUGCAGUUCGUGUGCCGGGCGGAUGGCGACCCACCGCCCGCCAUCCUCUGGCUCUCGCCCCGCAAGCACCUGGUCUCGGCCAAGAGCAACGGGCGGCUCACGGUCUUCCCCGACGGCACGCUGGAGGUGCGCUAUGCCCAGGUACAGGACAACGGCACUUACCUGUGCAUCGCGGCCAACGCGGGCGGCAACGAUUCCAUGCCUGCCCACCUGCACGUGCGCAGCUACUCGCCCGACUGGCCCCAUCAACCCAACAAGACCUUCGCCUUCAUCUCCAACCAGCCGGGCGAGGGAGAGGCCAACAGCACCCGCGCCACCGUGCCUUUCCCCUUCGACAUCAAGACCCUCAUCAUCGCCACCACCAUGGGCUUCAUCUCUUUCUUGGGCGUCGUCCUCUUCUGUCUGGUGCUGCUGUUUCUUUGGAGCCGGGGCAAGGGCAACACCAAGCACAACAUCGAGAUUGAGUAUGUGCCCCGCAAGUCGGACGCAGGCAUCAGCUCCGCCGAUGCACCUCGCAAGUUCAAUAUGAAGAUGAUAUGA
Messenger RNA from Balaenoptera ricei (Rice's whale), 1854 nucleotides. RefSeq names its product leucine rich repeat and Ig domain containing 1 (gene LINGO1). The transcript has a single exon. Bases 10 to 1854 code for a protein of 614 amino acids. NCBI's taxonomy places the organism in Eukaryota, Metazoa, Chordata, Mammalia, Artiodactyla, Balaenopteridae. Gene Ontology annotation, cellular component: plasma membrane. Gene Ontology annotation, molecular function: protein binding. The record is from RefSeq and is a predicted model, not a curated record.